Molecule: messenger RNA, 1194 nt
Organism: Fusarium redolens
Lineage: Eukaryota; Fungi; Ascomycota; Sordariomycetes; Hypocreales; Nectriaceae
Exons: 1
Coding region: 233-1093 (286 amino acids)
Molecular function (GO): oxidoreductase activity, acting on the CH-OH group of donors, NAD or NADP as acceptor
Source: RefSeq, a predicted model, not a curated record
CACCAACCCCCGCAUCGCGCCACCAAUUUAAGUGAGUCAUAUUAAUCGUGACUGCACAAUAGAAUGGAUCUCAUUCUUCAAAAACCUUGCCCUGAGAAGUCGCAAUUGCUUUGAGAGACUGAACGCAACCGUGGCUGCAGUCGACAAAUCACUCGUUAAGCAUCUUCAACAGUUCUCAGCUCCACUUCAUUUCAGCAAAUAACUUACCCGCCAUAGUAAGAGUCCUACCAAAAUGGCCAACAGAACUUCGCCUGCCAGAGAACUUGAUCUCGUGGGCAAAGUCGCCGUCAUCAGUGGUGCAUCGCGCGGCAUCGGUCGUGCCAUCGCAUUCAACCUAGCAUCUCGAGGAUGCUCCAUUCUCGGUACCUGCGUCAGCGACAAGGGCAUCGAAGCCUUAUCAUCAGGCUUGAGCGAUCAGAUCACCGAACGCGUCUACAAAGCUACAUCUAGAGAGCGCCCAACAGAUCAACAGAUCAGGGGAAUCAUCGCCGACGUAUUCUCUAGUGACUGCGCCAAAAUCAUUGCUGAUACUCUUGAGAAGUCUUUCAAUAGUCGCGUUGACAUCUUGGUGAACUCAGCCGGAGACCCAAUGCCAGGAGUUAUCGGUCAAAUGACGACCGAAGAGAUUCAGCGAAGCCUUCUAGGCAACAUUCAAAUCCCAGUACUGAUAGUUGAAGAACUCGUCCGCCGAAAACUGUUCCAACCCAACAGCCGUAUAAUCUACAUAUCAUCAAUCCGCUCCCGUCUCCCAUGGGCCGAUCAACUCAUGUACGCAGCUGGAAAGUCCGCAGGUGAAUCACUCUGUCGAACAUGGUCACAAGCCUUUGGUGGAAAAGAUGAGCGAUAUGCGUUCAUGGCUGGAACGACUGCGAAUGCUGUUACUGCGGGUUUGACUGAGACUGACGCUGUUAUGGACUGUGGGUCGGAGGUUGUCAAGACCUUUCAGGAUGAGUUCUUUCCGUUGCAGAGUAUACCCAAGUUUGGACAGCCUGAGGAUGUGGCUGAUGUUGUCGGGAUGCUUUGUGGGAAUGAUGGAAGAUGGAUUACUGGAUCUGUUGUUAGUGCGAGUGGUGGCUGUAUCAAGAUGCAGUAAAUUUCGAAGAUAUCACAGAUGCAAAGGAAUAAAUUUUUGACGUUUCUAUUGACGUAGAGUUUACCUAAAUAAGGGCACUGCGGUAUCACUCUAUAUAAGGA